This is a messenger RNA of Rosa chinensis, 1352 nucleotides long. RefSeq names its product probable cinnamyl alcohol dehydrogenase 6. Lineage: Eukaryota; Viridiplantae; Streptophyta; Magnoliopsida; Rosales; Rosaceae. The record is from RefSeq and is a predicted model, not a curated record. The transcript has 5 exons. Gene Ontology annotation, biological process: lignin biosynthetic process. Bases 101 to 1213 code for a protein of 370 amino acids. Gene Ontology annotation, molecular function: cinnamyl-alcohol dehydrogenase activity; zinc ion binding.
CUACCCACGUACGCUUAUAAUUACUGUUAUAAAUAUCGAGUUCCCCCACUCCUACAUAUCUCAAACCAAGUCAAUCAUUCCUCGUAGCUAGAUCGCUCUUAUGGCUCAGACGACUCCGAAUCAUACACAGACCGUUUCUGGGUGGGCAGCUCACGAUUCCUCCGGCGAGAUUACCCCUUUCAUCUUCAAGCGAAGAGAAAACGGGAUCAACGAUGUCACGAUAAAGAUAUUAUACUGCGGGAUAUGCCACACUGAUCUCCACCAAGCUAGGAAUGACUGGGGCAUCACCAUGUAUCCUGUUGUCCCUGGUCAUGAGAUUACUGGGGUGGUCACGAAAGUUGGGAGCAACGUGAAGACCUUCUCGGUCGGAGAUAGAGUUGGAGUCGGGUGCUUGGCGGCGACGUGUUUGGAGUGCGAUUUCUGCAAGGAAUCCCAGGAGAACUACUGCGAGGACCUUCAAUUUACCUACAAUGGCAUCUUCUGGGAUGGUAGUAUCACCUAUGGUGGCUACUCCAAAAUGUUGGUUGCUGAUCAUAGGUACGUGGUGCGCAUACCAGAAAACCUACCAAUGGAUGCUGCAGCGCCGCUAUUGUGUGCCGGAGUGACUGUGUUCAGCCCCUUGAGAGACCACGACUUGCACAAAACACCGGGGAAGAAGAUAGGCGUCGUCGGCCUCGGAGGUCUCGGACACGUGGCGGUGAAAUUCGGGAAGGCCUUUGGUCAUCACGUCACCGUCAUCAGCACCUCUCCGUCCAAAGAGAAAGAGGCCAAAGAUCACUUGGGUGCAGACGAUUUCAUAGUCAGCACUGACGACCAACAAAUGCAGAAAGGAAAGAGGAGCCUUGACUUCAUAUUAAACACGGUGUCAGCUAAGCACUGUCUCGGACCACUCUUAGAGUUGCUCAAAGUGAACGGGACCAUGGUGGUUGUGGGUGCACCUGACCAGCCCUUUACGUUGCCUUCCUUCCCUAUGAUAUUUGGGAAGAGGGCAGUGAAGGGUAGUGUGAUCGGAGGAAUGGAUGAGACGAGGGAGAUGAUGGAACUUUGCGGCAAACACAACAUUACGUGCGACAUUGAGCUUACAUCGCCAGACAAAAUUAACCAAGCCUUGGACCGCGUCGCAAAGAAUGAUGUUAGGUAUCGCUUUGUCAUCGACAUUGCUAAUGCCCCCGCUGCUACUGUUGAUGAUGAUCAAAUCUGUUCCAAUCUUUAGAGGAGCUAUCUAAGACAUCUAAGACGUACUACGGCAGCAUUUUUAUGCAUGCCGUCUUAAUAUCAUUGUAAUUUUCAUCUCAAUUGGUUGUGUCAUUUGAGUUAAUUAAUCAAGGUGUUUGAUGGGUCUUUGUUGUUUA